Molecule: messenger RNA, 318 nt
Organism: Drosophila persimilis
Lineage: Eukaryota; Metazoa; Arthropoda; Insecta; Diptera; Drosophilidae
Gene: BBIP1
Product: BBSome-interacting protein 1
Exons: 1
Coding region: 69-305 (78 amino acids)
Biological process (GO): cilium assembly; receptor localization to non-motile cilium
Cellular component (GO): BBSome
Source: RefSeq, a predicted model, not a curated record
CUGUGUGCCAUAGUGUCUUAGCUGGAGUACCAAGUGCCAGCGAUUGGGUAUCACAUCCAUCCGCUAGCAUGUCCGAAGUGGAGUCUGAGCUGCUUAGAAAAGUGAAUGAGAAAAUCGAUCUGAUUGAGCCCACAACCGGAAAACUGUUUUUCGAGCACAAAACAGAGCUGGUUUUCUGUAGGCCGCACCUGAUGCCGCUAAAGACGCAGGCGCUGGAACGGCUAGAGGAAAUGCAUCGCGAAACUGCGCGUCAGCUGCAAAAGAAGCGAAACAAUAAGAAAAUCACCGAGCCCCACAAGGAAUAGGCCGUCAAUCAAG